Molecule: messenger RNA, 417 nt
Organism: Suricata suricatta (meerkat)
Lineage: Eukaryota; Metazoa; Chordata; Mammalia; Carnivora; Herpestidae
Gene: SLIRP
Product: SRA stem-loop interacting RNA binding protein
Exons: 4
Coding region: 41-376 (111 amino acids)
Molecular function (GO): RNA binding
Source: RefSeq, a predicted model, not a curated record
GGGGUCGUGACCAGUGGUCACAGCGGUCCUUAAUCUAAAGAUGGCGGCUUCGGCAGUGAGGGGCGCUAUGGCUCUGCGUACGAGUGCUAGCCGGCCGGUAGCUUUCGUCAGAAAAAUUCCCUGGACCGCAGCCUCGAGUGAGCUGAGAGAACACUUUGGACAGUUUGGCCAUAUACGCAAGUGCAUUAUACCUUUUGACAAAGAGACUGGUUUUCAUAGAGGUAUGGGCUGGAUUCAGUUUUCUUCAGAAGAAGAACUUCAGAAUGCACUACAGCAAGAAAAUCAUAUUAUUGAUGGAGUGAAGCUCCACAUUCAAGCUCAAAGACCAAAAAAUUUGCAAGGGGAUCAAACAUCUGAUGAAGAAAAAGAUUUUUGAGACUAUCACUACCUAUUAAAUAAAGUAAACAACAUUGAAAA